Messenger RNA from Triplophysa rosa, 3045 nucleotides. It is a transcript of the gene ccr8.2, whose product is annotated as cabz01093075.1. Lineage: Eukaryota; Metazoa; Chordata; Actinopteri; Cypriniformes; Nemacheilidae. Gene Ontology annotation, cellular component: membrane. The record is from RefSeq and is a predicted model, not a curated record. Gene Ontology annotation, molecular function: chemokine receptor activity. Gene Ontology annotation, biological process: G protein-coupled receptor signaling pathway; immune response; chemotaxis. The coding region runs from base 147 to 1316 and encodes 389 amino acids. The transcript has 4 exons.
GAAAAAAAAGAGAAUCUAUAUUAGAUCUUAUUUAUCUCAACCGAUCUCAUAUCAUGCAAUCUCAUCUGUUCUUAUUGUCUUGGAAGAUCAGAGGGCAAUUCCCAAAUUGAUCACAUUUGUUUACAAGUCCUCUGAUUCUUCUGAAAAUGAAUUCUACCGUUUCAGAGCUGGGGACCACUGCACAGUCUUCUUGGACAGGCAUGGUAUCCUUCAGUACCCCACAGGUGUAUAAUCAAAAAUUUACCAGAACAGUUAAUGAUGACACAAACACCUCGCCACUCUACAACUAUGGUGACUACUACAAUGGAAAUCUUGAUCCAUCUGACUUUUCCCCCUGUGAAUAUGGAGAUCAUGCAUCCAGCCUCCUACCUGUUUUAUACUCUCUGUUUUUCGUGGUGGGCAUGCUGGGUAACUUGCUGGUGGUCUGGGUGAUCUUGAUGAGUGUGAAGCUGAGAAGCAUGACUGACAUCUGUCUUCUGAACCUGGCUUUAGCUGACCUGCUGCUGGUCUCCUCUCUCCCAUUCCUGGCACACUAUGCCAGUGAUCAGUGGAUCUUUGGAGGUCCCAUGUGUACCAUGGUGUUAAGUGUCUAUCACAUUGGAUUCUACAGUGGGAUAUUUUUCAUUGUAUUGAUGGGCAUCGAUCGAUAUUUAGCUGUUGUUCAUGCUGUGUUCUCUUUGAGAGUCAGAACAAGAACAUAUGGGAUCUUAGCCAGUGCGGUCAUCUGGAUCAUUGCGAUUGCAGCUUCAUUUCCUGAGCUGAUCAACCUUAAUGUCAGUAAAUACAAAAAUCAAACCCUUUGUCAAUCAUACCCAACAAGUGAUGAAAAGUCUCUUUUUUUAAAGACUUUCGGUAUCUUUAAAAUGAAUGUUCUGGGAUUAUUAAUUCCACUUGUUGUCAUUGGAUUUUGUUACUCAAUGAUACUAAACAGACUCCUGAGAGUUCGCUCUUCCAGAAAACAGGCCAUGCGACUUGUCAUUAUAGUGAUGGUGGUCUUCUUCUGCUGCUGGACUCCAUAUAAUGUUGCAGCUUUUUUGAAAGCUUUAGAACUGAACAAACUCAUAAAUAUAACCUGUGAAAGCAGCAAGAGAAUCACUCUUAGUCUCCAGAUCACAGAAGCUGUGUCUUACUCGCACAGCUGUCUGAAUCCCAUUCUCUACGUGUUUGCAGGAGAGAAAUUUAGGAGGCACCUUUUCCGACUCCUGAAUAAAACCCCCUUCAGCAGAUUACAGUUCAUGAAGAGUUAUCUUACACAGGCCACAGGAUCUUUUUAUUCACAGACCACCAGCGUGGAUGACAGGUCUACAGCAGUGUGAAUGGAGGGAAUUAAUUGUGGUAGGAAAUAUGGACAAGGAACCAUCAAAAAAAUUCUAUGGCACACAUCAUUUGCAGCUGAUGUGCCCCAUUCCUAUAAUGCAGCAGUUUGUAACCCUGGUCCUCGCGACCCCCCUCUCUGCAUAUUUUGCUUCUCUCUCUUGUUUAACACACCUGAUUUGAAUCACCAGCUCAUUAGAAGAGCACUCCAUGAACGAACUGUGCUUCGAUUGACAUUGUCCCUAGACAGUGUUCAUUGCUCUCUACUCCUGCACACAGGAAAUCAGCUGAAGUUUAAGAGCACGGAUUUACGCUACGCGACAGCCUGCAGCGUUUUCACACACAGACAAACCUUACUAAGUGUUAUUUAACCGUAAUCAUGAGAUUUGCAUGCGUCUUGUGCACUUUAAUGCCCUUUGAAUCUUACAUGGGCCUACGCUCCUUACAAAGUGGAAUCAUGGCAGAAUAUAAAUUGAUGUUCACUUCGCAGGGCACUUACGGUUGUAUUGAACAAACCUCUGAAAGAAUAAGAAAAACAUACAAAAUAUGCAGAGCAGGGGGUCGCGAGGACCAGGAUUAAGAACUGCUGCUAUAUUGACUAGUUACAGUAUAAACUUUAAAUGCUUAGAUUACAGGCAGGUUUGUUAUUAGUAACAUCUGUAAAUGUUUGUAUUUAAUUUGAAUUAGAUCAUUUAUGUGUGCUUUGAUUUUUAUUUGUUUUCCAGCAAUGCAUAUGUAUGUAGUUCUCAAUCAUUUUGUGAUGGUAUUGUGUUGGGUUUGUUUCUUGUACUAUAUCUUCUAGAACUGUAUUUACUUGUUACAAUACUGUAUACAAAACAUGUUACAAUAAUGCAUUUACUAACUAGAUAAACCGUUUUUAUAAACAAAAAUACUUUCAGUAAACAAAUCCUCACAUUGGAAUUAUAAAGUCUGCCAUUUUUGUCAAAAUUGAGUUAUUUACAUGUUCACACAUAACUUAUUUACAUUGUGAUGUUUUUUCUUUACAUUGUGUACAUUUGGGGACUUUUUGGAAAACAAAAAGGUUUUAUCUACAGAGUCAAAUGGAAUGCAAAAACUUUGCUCAGAAUGUAGAUAGAACCUUAUAAUUCCAAGGUGACGAAAUAUAAGUGUGUGACCAAAGUGUUUAAGUGAUAUUUGUGAUAUUAACGAUAAGAACGUGAUUUAAUAUUCUUACAGGUUGAAAGUUUUAAAACGCUUGACCUGAAUGUUUAAAAAGCGUUUGUUCUGAAGAUGUACGCUAAAAUGUCUAAAAUUAGUUUCAUGGACAAAAAUAUAAUUUUGCAAACACAAAUGUUUUUGUCAUUACAAAAUAACCAUUUUCUUAAAAAAAAUUUAAUUAAUGACUGACCGAAUAAUGAAGAGAGCAGCCAAUAAACGCUCAGAAUAGAUGGGGACUCCUUUAAUAUUGUAUAAAAGCAUCUCAAGGUGAAACUGCCGCUUGAUACUAUGAUUCAAAUACAAAUGAUACAGUGAUACAAUGAUACAAAUUCUAUUCAAAAAUGACUACACUGAAGAUGCCAAAAUGUAAUAAGUUUUACUUUUUGUUUCAAUUUUUAAUUCACAGCAUAAUUUUAAUAAAUCCUUUUGUGUUAUUCCACGGUUUUGAUGAGCUUACUAUUUUUAUAAAAUGUAAAAAAAGAAACAUGAAGGAAACGAGUGUUCUGAAACUUUUCACUGGUAGUGUAUAUGUUUGUUUUCAUAUUGGGCAAA